AUGACAACUAGACAAACUUCAACUGGACAAACUUCAACUGGACAAACUUCAACUGGACAAACGUCAACUGGACAAACUUCAACUGCACUUGUUGAUAAUGUGCAGAAAAUUUUAUCAGUGUAUGUACCAAACUUGAGUCGUGACAGUUAUAAUAAAUUGUUGGCGUCUAUAAAUAUCAAAUCAUAUGGAACAAUAACUUUUUCUGAUAAUAAAUCUCAUCAAGCAGAUUUUAUUCGUAUACCACAUGAUGCACCUGUUAUGCAAGUUCACGAAUUCCUGAAUCGACACUGGAGUGAGGGACAUCCAUCACUUGUCAUAUCUAUUACUGGUGGUGCAAAAGAAUAUAACAUGAAACCAAGAUUAUUAAGAGCAUUUCGACGUGGUCUUCUUAAAGUUGCUCGAACAACGGGUGCAUGGAUUAUUACUGGUGGUAUGAAUACCGGUAUUAUGAAACUUGUUGGUGAGAUUGUUCAGAUAAAUCCUGAUCGUUCUCGACCAAUUCCUUUAAUUGGUAUUGCUACUUGGGGUUGUGUAUCUGGUCGUGAUGAUCUUGAUCCUAUACGUGGUUCAAGUGUAUCUUACACUAAACCUCGUAGUAAUACUAAAGGUGAAGCACCACUUGAACCAAAUCAUACAAAAUUUAUUUUUGUUGAUGAUGGAAGUAACAAUAAAUAUGGUCGAGAAAUAGCUUUUCGUGCUAAACUUGAACAUGCUAUUUCUGGUGGAUUUUUUUCAUCAAAGACUACAACAAAUUCUUCAAGUCAAAAUGCUAGUUUAUGUGCAACUCAAUCUUUCCGAUCAGAAAAUUCAGAACCAGUACCUGUUGUUCUUCUUGUUGUCGAAGGUGGUCCAAAUACAGUUCGAACAGUUAAAGAAGCUGUUGUUGAAAACAAUAUUCCAGCUGUUUUCUUCGAAGGAACGGGUCGUUGUUGUGAUUUAUUUGCUAAAGCAUUUCGUUUUUAUAAUAAACAUCGUCCGCAAAAUGAAGCUGAUAAUGAAACAUUAACAAAUCGUGAUUCAACUACUUCAAUAAAACAUUAUUAUGAUGAUGAUGAAUUAAAAAUAAGACUUCGUGAAGAACUUAAAGAUGACCUUCGUGUAAUUAGUGGUUCGGCAGAUACCCCAAUUGCAGCGGAUACUAAACCACAUCCUGAUGAUAAAGACGAUUAUUUUGAAUUGGUUUAUGAAUGUUUUCAUAAACGAAGACAUUUUUUAAAUGUUAUCAGUCUUAAUUCACGUUAUCCAGUUGAACCUGAUAUUGAUUUAGCUAUUUUACAAGCUCUAUUAAAUGCUACUUCUAAUAGUGAAGAUUUUAAAACAAGUGUACAACGAAAACGUGAACAACUUCGUUUAGCAUUAGAAUGGAAUCGUGUGGAUAUAGCUAGAAAUGUGAUUAUGAAAAAUGAAGCAGAUUGGCGUAUUGAUUUAAAUGAUUUAUUUUUAUCGGCACUUAAGCGUGAUCAAGUAGCAUUUGUUAAAUUAUUUCUUGAUCAUGAUUUUUCAUUAACUGUUUUAUUUCGUAAUAUUGACCGACUUGUUGACCUUUAUGAUCAUGUCGUCAAUCAUAAUAAUGAUUCUAUUAAAACUGACUUAGAUCCAUUGCGAGCAUUAUAUGAAGCAAGAAUUCAACCAUUAAUAGGAGAUUUUUUUGAUGUUCGCGCUGCACUAUCUCAAAAAGAUUUAAAACCAAAUGCUGACUCUAAAAGUGAAGAUGAUAAUGAAAGGGGUGGUUGUUGUGGACGAAGACGUUAUAAUGAUGUUUCAGGAAAUAAUCAUGGUGAUCGUAGAAGAUCACAAUCAUCAAUACUUACUCCCUCUCAUUAUAUGGACGUUGAUAGGGAACUUUUUCUUUGGUCGGUAAUAGCAGGUCGACGAGAUUUAGCAUUAUUAUUUUGGUCUCGUGGCAAAAAUAAAAUUGCUACUGCAUUAAUUGCCACAUUAAUAUACAAAAACCAUGCUCGUACAGAAAAUGAUAAUAGUUACACACAAUGGGCUGAUGAGUUUGAAAAUUUAGCUGUAGAAAUACUUGAAAAAUUUUAUCAAGCAAGUCCAAAAGCAUGUUUAAAAGCAAUUAUACGACAAAUUCCAGGUUAUGGUAAUGCAACUUGGUUAGAAUUAGCUGUUGCAGCUGAUGCUAAAGAUUUUAUUUCUCAACGAGCUGUACAAGAUCUAUUCAAUGAUAUUUGGUUUGGAUAUGUUAAUGAACGCACAACUCAUGUAACAAUCGUUUUUUCUACAUUUAUGCUUUGGUUUAGUGGUUUUCUUCGUUAUAAUGAGAAUUUAGUUACAGAAGAUGAUAACACAAUAAUUCAUAGUUCAAUUACUAAACCUUCUCUCGAAAGACAAUCAUCAAAACAAAAGCGAAUGGGAGAUAGGUCCACGGAAGGAACUCAAAUGAGUUUAUUAACACAAUAUAAGGAUGUGGAUUCUUCUAAUAACAGGAAACCAUUUACAUUUUCUCAAUAUUUUCUCAAUAUUACUACGUUUCUACGUGCUCCAUAUGUUAAAUAUCUUUAUAAUUUAUACUCACAUCUGAUUUUUUUAAUGCUUUUCUCCUAUGUGAUUUUAUGUGAUUUUUUUCCACUCUAUAAUUUUCCAGUGGAUGUAUGUGGACCAUCUGCUGAUUCGGUACAUCGUAAAGAUCCAACUACUGACAACGAUGAUAAUGAACCACUUCAAAGUUAUACUUCGACUAAAAACUCUUAUAAUGUUACCAAAUCAGUUUCAUAUGGAAUUCAACGACAUAAACACCAGUCUAUUACCGAAAUUAUACUUGUCAUAUGGGUUUUUACAUUAGUUUGUGAAGAAGUUCGACAGCUAGUAGCAAUAGAAGCACAAUCAACACGAAAUGCUAUAAUAGCUUAUUUUAAAACCUUUUGGAAUAGAUUAGACGUUUUGGCUAUAAUUUUAUUUAUUAUUGGUAUUACACUUCGAUAUUUGCCAACAUCAGAAUGUUUUUGUGCAGCACGUAUUAUUUUAUCAUUUGAUUUAUCACUUUGGUUUAUACGUACAUUGGAUAUGUUUGCUGCUGUAAGACGACUUGGACCGAAACUUGUUAUGAUUGGUGAAAUGGUGCAUGAUUUGAAGUUUUUCAUGUUAAUGUUAUUUGUAUUUAUUUUGGCAUUUGGCGUACCAUUUCAUGGUUUAGUACAUGGUGUAAACAAAUUUUCUUGGCAUUUGCCACGUGAAAUUAUGAAUCUUGCUUAUUGGCAAAUAUUUGGCGAAUUAGAGGCUUUAGAUACAUUUGGAAAUAAUUAUAAAGCAAAUGGUUAUGCAGCAUUUAUUUUAUUGAUUUCUUAUAUGGCAAUUGUUAGUAUACUCUUGGUUAAUCUACUUAUUGCUAUGUUCAGUAAUACUUUCGAUCGUCUUCAAAGCAAUACCGAUCGUAUCUGGAAAUUUCAACGAUAUUCAUUAGUGUGUGAAUAUUUAUCGCGCCCGUCAAUUCCAGCACCUUUCAUAUUCUUCUCGCAUCUUUGGCGAGUAACAUUAUUUACAUUGGCAAAAUGUCCUAAAUUAAAAUUUAUUCAAACUAAAUAUGAGGAACAUUUGAAUAGAACAAAAUAUAAAAUUUCACUUGAUGACAAAAGCGUAACAAAAAUUGAAGCAGCUGAAGAUGCAUAUGGUGAUGAAGUUUACUAUAACUUUUUAAAAAUAGGAAGAAAAUUAAUUGAUGAAACUGAUCUAGAUGAAGAACGAGUUCAAUCACCACAAGAGAAUAUAUUAAAUAAAAUUCGAACACUUGAAAAUCGUAUGCAAGUUAUGAGUAAUCAACAAGCUCAUAUGUGUGAUUAUCUUGAACAUCUGAUGGAUGGUUUAAAAGUUAUGGGUGGUGAACGUAUUAAAUUACCGGAACGACGUCGUUUAGAUCCUGAAGAAUCAUUUGAUGACACAAGCAAUAGUAUUAGUCAAUCGAAAGGAAAUUAUCGACGAGAAUCAUUAGUUAUUAAUAGUCCUCGUUCAAAAAAUAGUCAAACAUCUACACAAUCAACAAAUGUCAACAAUAAUAACAGCAAUCCAACAUCAGAUACGUUAUCAUCAUCCGUUCCAUUUACACUCAAACGUUGGAAUCUUGUUGGCAUUUGGAGUUGGGAUGUAGCUCAUGAUGUAUGUGCUAUAUGUCGAACGGCUUUAUCUGAAUCUUGUCUACGUUGUCAAGCAGCAAGUAAUCUUCAAGAAUGUAUUAUUGUCUGGGGUACUUGCAAUCAUUCAUUUCAUAAUUGUUGUAUGAGUCAAUGGGUUAAACAACGAGCACAAUGUCCACUUUGUCAAACAGAUUGGGUUAUUAAUCGAAUUGGACAAUAA
Molecule: messenger RNA, 4302 nt
Organism: Rotaria sp. Silwood1
Lineage: Eukaryota; Metazoa; Rotifera; Eurotatoria; Philodinida; Philodinidae
Source: the annotation of a GenBank genome assembly